AUGGCAGCCGAAUCAGACCACUUCGAUCUCCAGCGACUUCAUGAUUUAUUUUACACCUGUCACGCUGAAGACGGCACGAUCUGCUUAGAUAACUAUGUAAAUGCAUAUGAAGAAAUAUCAAGGAUGCUGAAGUUGAUGGGCACAGUGUUCGGUUUCGUCAACUCUGACGUCAUAGAAAAGAUCGGAAUUUUGAGAGAUUAUCGGAAGUCCAACAUUGGAGACCAUUACAAGACUAUACAGAUGAUGAUUCAGUAUGAAGUGGAUAACAAGUUAACUAACUGCAAGAAAAAAGCAUCAGGGGCCAGAACUCUUCUCAGGUUACACAGAGCUUUACAGUUUGUUGUGGAUUUGUUACAGACCCUGAAAGAUUCCGACGAACACGACAAAAUGUCCAAGCUUACAUCAGAGAGCUACUAUCGCACACUGUCGAAGCAUCAUCCAUGGAUUAUUCGUAAAGGUGUGGAUGUGGCCGUCUACACCCUGCCGUCCCGUAAGCAUUUCAUUGAGAAACUGAAAAUUUCUAACUUGGAGACCACUGACAAGCUGUUGGAAGCGACUGCCUCAAUGGGUCACAGGAUCUUCGAAGUCGUUGAGAAGAUUUACUCAGACUUUGACCUGCAUCAACUACCAUAGGAUAUUAAUUAGGAAAAACGUAGAUCUGUAUUGUGAUUUUUCAAAUGAACAUUUUUAUGUUUCAAAUUGUGACAUUCCUUGUCAUACUUCUUUCUUCUAUAAU
Molecule: messenger RNA, 736 nt
Organism: Dreissena polymorpha
Lineage: Eukaryota; Metazoa; Mollusca; Bivalvia; Myida; Dreissenidae
Product: ceramide-1-phosphate transfer protein-like
Exons: 2
Coding region: 1-633 (210 amino acids)
Biological process (GO): ceramide transport; intermembrane lipid transfer
Cellular component (GO): cytosol; cytoplasm; membrane
Molecular function (GO): ceramide 1-phosphate binding; ceramide 1-phosphate transfer activity
Source: RefSeq, a predicted model, not a curated record